Athalia rosae (coleseed sawfly) is the source of this 4401-nucleotide messenger RNA. It is a transcript of the gene Nrt, whose product is annotated as neurotactin. The coding region runs from base 637 to 2874 and encodes 745 amino acids. The transcript has 7 exons. Lineage: Eukaryota; Metazoa; Arthropoda; Insecta; Hymenoptera; Athaliidae. The record is from RefSeq and is a predicted model, not a curated record.
GACAACGAAGGUAGACCCAUGACCUAUCGACGGAGGCAUUCAAAAAUAUACUGCGUUUGCGUCGACUAAUUAGAUUCUUCGAGCUUGCAAGCCUCUGUAAAAGAGGACCUCGCGGUCGCUCCUGGUCUUUUUGAAAAACUAUCCCUUGCUGCCCGGGAAGCCGAAGGGUCCCGAACAACCUCCCGUGGGAUUCCGAUUUCUGAGUUCGGGGCGCUACUUCAAACGUAGCCCACAAAAGUGCGGCGGCCAGUCUCGGUUCAGUUGCAUUCUGUACAUGAAUCGGAGCGUCGAGUUACAAUUGUGCAUUCUAGCUAUUAAAAUACGUUAACAGCCCGGCAAACUCGUUCCAUUAGAAUACAGUGACCUUAUGACCGUUGGUAAUAAUUGACUUGGUAUUUUGAAAGUGAUCGGGAGUUGUGGGACGCGGCGUCAGACGCGCGUGCAUCGCACCACAUCGCACCAUUACGUUCAUUGAGGAUCGUCUAAGGGAUAUAUGAAAGGUGAAUUGGAGUGAUGAUCGAUUUGUUUGACGGGCAAACACGUCCUCUGUGAUUUUAAACGAUUGUUGAAUACCCUCAGUCAUCGAGUCAACUACUGCAUUCCUCGAGGCAUCCCUACAAUCAGACAGAAGUCGAGAUGAGCCAACCGGGAGAAAUUACAACGAAUGAGCUAACGGAGAAAAAGGCGUUAGCUACCGACAAGGAGGAAGAAAGGGAAAAGAUGCUGAACGCCGAGAACACAAGGCACGUUGCGACCGAGGGUCAGGAUGGCACCGAAGAUCAGAGACCCAGAAGAAAAAUACCAAUAGGAGGGAUAAAGAUGCCUGGAUUUUGUCGGACUAAGAGCAGGGAACCCUGCAAGGAUGACGACAGCAAGUCAGCAGAAACUGGAGAUCCAGAAAUCCCUAAGGAUGGCAGCGAUUCGCAGACGCCGAUAUCUGAGAAGCCAAAAAUUCCAGCCAAAGAACCGACGAAAGAUGCAGGAAAGGAGGGCAAAGAAGGCAAAGAGAAGGAAGGUCGGCGGGGGAUACUCGACGCUAUCCGCCUUCCCCUCGUUUCCGUCUUCCCCAGGAAGAACAAGAGCGCUAAGGACGGGGGUGACGCGGAACUUGGAACAACGGGAACCGCAGGUUUGGCUAGCGUCGAGACCCUCGACGAGAGCGGCGCCGGAGGUGAAAAAAAUAUUUCGAGUAACGACGACGGAAUGGAAACUGUACGCCUCGAUUCUGACGCUCCCGAUGCGGCGUCUCCUCCGCCAAAAUUACACCCUCUGUUCGCUUGCUGGUCAGCUGCGAGAAAAAAUUUGCUCGCCACAGUCGGAACCCUCCUGAUUCUUCUGGUGAUGAUUAUUAUACUCGGAAUCGCCUGCGCGGGACCACGCCGAGACGUCGGACUUCCGUUGCGAGACGCACGUUACGUCGAAGCGGUGACUUCUUGCGGUCCCGUCGAAGGAGUUCUCGAGGACGGGGGUUUCGCCUUCAGGGGGAUACCUUACGCUAUGCCACCCGUAGACGCUCGUCGAUGGCUCCCUGCCGAACCCUUUCGAAGGAUCGAAAACUGCUGGACAGGUACGUAUGCGGCGCACAACGCGUCGGAAAAAUGCUGGCAACGCGAAGCUUCCGGGCUCGUCGACGGAGUCGAGGACUGCCUCUAUCUCGACGUAUUCACGCCGCAAGUGAGGUACGACUCUCCGCUUCCCGUUGUCGUCAUGAUCGGCGCCGAAACGCUCAGCGGUGCGUCACCGGGAGUCAUGCAACCCUCUGCGAAACUCGCCAGAGUCCGGGACAUGGUGUUUGUCAGACCCAAUUUCAGGCUCGGAAUAUUCGGUUUCCUCGCCGUGGAGCCAUUGACGAGAUCGACGCACCCUCCGACAUCCGGUAAUUACGGACUAUCCGACGUGAUCGCCGCCUUGCACUGGGUGAAGACAAACAUAGAGCACUUUGGCGGUGAUAAAAAAUCUGUAACGCUCUGGGGACAUCGCGCCGGUGGCACUCUGGUUACAACGUUGAUCGGUUCUCCGCGGGCUAAGGGUCUCUUCGCUCGGGCGUGGGUGUCGAGCGGGGGAGCGAUAUUUCCAGGUAAGCCAUUGUACGAGGCUGAGAAGAUAAACGCGAGGUUCCUGGAUUCCACGAGAUGCAGCGACGCCGCAUGCUUGCGGAAAAAGAGCGCGGAAGAACUGAUGGACGCCGUGCCGGUCACCUGGCACCUUGGCAGCACGAAUCUGCCGGAACCGAGGGAGGCGACGGUCGAAAGUCGUCACGAGUGGCUCGUCAUCGAUAACGCGAUUCUUCAGGGACACGUAGGCCAAGUUUGGGCAGACAACGGUCUGCCGGUACAACUGGUGAUGGGCACGACGGCACACGCCGGUACCCCAGCUCGUCUGCGAACACCAAAUGCUACUGUGGAUGCGAAUCAGGUUGACAAAAUCGUACGAGAAUCACUCCUCGGUACGAUGGGCCUCGCCGACGAGGCCUUACGCCGUUACAACGCUACUCGAGAAGGACUCGCGAGCAUGACGUCGGACAUACGCGUGGUUUGUCCACUCCUCACUGUAGCUCUGCAGCAACCGUCGAUACCAUUUUACGUCGUUACUCAACCCCGCGGUUUGACAGGUCUUGCCGAUGUCGACAGCGAUGCCGCAGCUAUCCUUGGCUCGUAUGUGGCUCGCACCUUUGAGGAGAAGAGGCAUCUCUCGGCCAUGCAGCUUUUUUUCAACCACUACGUUUGGCAUGGAAAGGUUGCAAAGGAAGCUGGUGAGCUAAAAACUAACAAGGUUAUUCUUAUUGGUCAGGAUGCUAUUCCCGUACAAACUUAUCCCAACUGUGACUUUUGGAUAGGUAAAGAUAUAGUGCCCAGGUACGCCAGGGCUGAUUAGACUGACGUCCGCGCAAAUUAUCCCAUCACACAUUUGAUAUUGAGAUUUGAUGUUCCCCAACUUUUUUUUAACCAUUAUUUAUUAUUCGCAAUAACAUUGCCGUUGAUGUCCUUUUUUUCCUAUUUAAUAUCUACAUUAAUGUUAUUGAUUCAUGCAAUGGUUUUAAAUUCAUUGAGGUCAAUACCACUGAAAUACACAGUCAGUGACGUACCGAUUACUGCAAAAAAGAUGAUUGAUUUUACACCGAAAUGAGUAUAGAGAGCACGUUCGCCUUAUUCCAGAUAUUACGCUAUUAAACUCGUGAAAUUUAUCCAUAUUUCGAUAAUUUUUACCUAUUUUUGCAUGUCACGAGUAUCGCGGCGUGGGAACUGAAAUAAUAUCGACGGUGAUUAUGAUUAGUAAUAAUAAUUAUUAUUAUAAUAUAUAAAUAUACACGUGUAAAUGUAUAAAUGUGAAUGAAAUUGUAAUAUAUUUAAGUCAAAACGACAAACACAUCGUAGCUCAUAGGAACAGAAAAUUAACGAUAUCGACAUCGCGUAUUAUAUUCUUGCUAGAAUGGAGGUGUGGAGGGGUGAGCAUAUUUAGGGGAGUCGCAAAAAAAGCAAUUACCCUCUGGUUAUAAAUUGUUUUUUGCUUAAGCCGCUCCCACGAUCGCAGUGUCUGAUGCGAUUGCCGCAUUUUUUGUUAAGUGGUCCACGACGAGGUAAUAUAAAAUUGAAUAUGAAGAGAGUAAAUAUAAGAAAAUGAGCUAGGCCUCCUGGGCCGAUCUCUGAAUCGACAUUCUGCCGUCAUCUCCCAUGAUCUAACAAAAGCGAUCUAUUGUUCCAAAGAAACACAAUACGUAGUUUUUUCAUGCACUUCUUUUUAUACCGAGAAAUUUGCUACUACCAUUUUUGAUACCUUUAUAGCCCUGUAUUGUAUCCGUUGCAUCGUAAAUUAGUCUGAAUAUUUUUAAACUGAUAAGGGACUGCAACAAGAUCGCGUAGUCAGGAUUUACACUGUGAAUUAUUUUACAGAAGAACGAAUCUAACACAUAAAUGAUACCCUUGGUCCAAUUGAAUAUAACAGGGUUCCUAUAUGAAACUAAAAGACUUGAUAACUUGGAAUCGUUUGACCCGUUUUCCUACGUGUUUCAUCAAUCGCUAUGCUACACUUGAAUACUCAAUUUUUUGGUCAAAUUAACCCACAUUACGAAUUUUUUAAUAUUACGUGCGUGAUGUAGGAUUGUUUUCGCCUUAGAAUGUAGUGAGUAAUUAUGAAUGAAAUGUGAUACGCUGGUAUUAUGUGCAUCCACAGCUGCCGUAUGUUAGUACGGAUCGAUACAUUUCCGCAGUAAUAAUUAGUAAUUAUAUUACCGAUAUUCGAUAACGUUAAUCAUCAUUUAGAACGUAAGGACUUCGAUAAAACCCACCAAGUAUUAUUGGAGAAUGCUAGUUUUUACGACUCGUUAAAAUAAGUAUCGCGUAAGGGUAUAAUUUUUGAAUAAGAAUAAAAAAAAAAAACAGAAACAAAUCGUUUGUCAUUAAA